GCAGGGCAAAUAACCUUCUUCCUCUCUUUUUUUAUCCCGUUUCUCUGAUUCUUUUUCUCACUUUCUUUCUCUCUAUUUUUCUGGUACAACACUUGGAAAUAGCGCCUUGAUGGUCCGAUUGUUGCCUAUAACAACAACGCUGUCAUUAAUACUCCUAUCGGUAUUAAGUGCCGUCGUGUAUGGCCAGCAAUUAGGCGAUCAACAACAAACUGUUGCCUGGCGUGCAGGUCAUGCGGCCGCCUACAUUGACCCGUAUGUGAUUGUAUACGGCGGCACCGAAGACAUCGAUGCCGAUGCAAAUAGCAACAGCCUGACUGGUUCUACAAGUUUAUGGGUGUGGGAUUCCCGCAACGGUGCAUGGUACCAUCCUGUCCAAUUGGAUGGCGCAGCGAGCCCACAGGUCAAUUUCCGAGCAACGCCUAUUCCUAGUCCAGGACAAAUGCUUGCUGUGCUGAGUAAUACUAGCAUGACGGGUCCUUUGCAAAAGCUAGAUACAAACAGCUGGACUUGGUCAUUCCCUACUGCUAGUUUGCCACCUAGUAAUAAUGUAGUAGGCUAUGCAUUGGAUGUGGUCAACAAUACUAUGUACAUGUAUGGCGGCUUGACGGUGGACCAAACCGGUUUCCCCAUUACAAACGCGGUUUCUAACAAUUUGUACACCAUGGAUGCCAAUGCGUACACUUGGUCGCAAGGGUCAAAUGGGCUUGGUGUCACCGAUCACACAAUGUGUUAUAUCCCGCAUGCGAACGCCUUGAUCAGUUUUGGUGGAACCACAACUGGAUCCCGUGCCAAUCCAAUUCAAAAUGUAUUCACAUAUGAUCUGGGCCAACACGUCUGGAACAUGCAAGUUACUGUCCAAAGCGUUAAUGCAGGCGUGCCUGGCGCGCGUCGACUACAUACAGCCAACUGUCUUGAGGAUCGGAUGAUCAUUUAUGGCGGCGGAACGGACCGACCAUUUGAUUCAGACGUUUGGAUUUUAGAUGCCAGCAACUACCCUACUUUAACAUGGCAAAAGCCCGCCAUGCAAAACCUAGCCCAGGGACCUAAUGUUCGCAUGGGCCAUACUUCCGUAUUGGAUUCAGCUACAAAAAAAAUCUAUAUCUAUGGCGGUUGGGGUGCGAACGAUGAUACCAAUAUGUACAUUUUGGAUUAUCAGAAUUGGGCUUGGACUCGCGUGACUCCGGAAGGGUUUAGCAAUAACAAUGCUGCUGAGCCAACGCCAUCGCCUAAUGAUGAUGGUAGUAAUACAAAUCAGCCCACAGAUGGUGAUACCAACGGUAACGGGAACAAGACUGCCAUCAUUGUCGGUUCCGCAGUUGGAGGCGCGGCAGCCAUUGCCCUUGUUGCUGCUGCACUUUUUCUUUUCUGUUGUAUACGGCGUCGACGGCGAGAACGACGGAAGGCGCAAGAAGAAGAAGAAGAAGAGGCAAUGCGUAAUGUACCAAAGGACGAAAAGACGUUUAGAGAUAUGACUAGCGGGAGCAAUUACAGACACGACGACAACGGCGACAAUAACAACAAAGGUAGCACAACAAUGCCGGACAGCGAAUCCAAAGUCAUGCUGCAGCAACAUCCCAGCAGCAAGUCGCAGCCGACAACAUUAGGAUCUCGAUCUUCAAGCGGUGCAGCUAUACCUUCAUUAAUGCUUAGCGAGUUGGGAACAACCGGCACGUCGACGAAUACACGGUCAUCAUCUCCAAUUCAAGGUACAGCAGCAGGUUAUCAGACACCCAACGAGAUCCAUACGCAAAAGCCAAACGAAUUCACACGGCCUUUGCAGCAACGCAGCAUUACCAGUAGUAUGCUUGCAUCAACAGGCAUCUCACCUUCAUCGCCUAGCGACCAGUACACGUACACUACCACGUUCAGAUCCUCGGUAUCAAGUAAUGUGCCAUUAGCACAAAUAGCGUCACCACAACAACAUCCUCUGUCACCUUCAUCAACAUCUUCUAAUACUACUAGUGGUGGUGCAGCAGCAACAGCAGCCAUGACAAUCCCGGUUGAUAUAUAUGAGAGCGUCAGUCCGCUUGAAAUGCUUGCUACCCUGGGUCGUCUCGACGAAGAGCAAGAUGAUCAAGAACAACGACUAUUGCCAUCCCGAUACACCAUGCUACCAAGACAACCCAUCAGGGGUCAUGCCAACAGUAUCUAUUUUGCCAUGGAUGGUGCAAACACACCUGUCGUUGUCAAGUCAUUUGGUCGUCGUGAAGCAUGGGAACGUGAAUGUCGAGCACUCAAUAAACUCAAAUCCAAUCAUGUUGUUCAAGUGUUUGAAGUCUUGAACAACGAUACGACGCAUUUGGCCGUGCUUGAAAAUUUGGACGAGUCGUUGCAAACAAUUAUGAGACAACAGCCAAGCCUAUUGUUGUUUGACGAUGACUUAUCCAUACGCAGAAAAAUUGCAAAGGAAAUCACUGCCAGUUUAGCCUAUGCACAUUCCAGAGAUAUUGCCUUUUGCGAUUUGAAACCUAGUAAUAUCAUGCGCUCUAGACAAGGCGAUUGGAAACUUAUUGACUUUGAAGCGAGUCGAACCAUUGGUCAAGAAUGUGUUGGUCUUAUCACGCCGCGCUACUGUCCACCUGAAGUUGCACGUGCAACUACGUAUGGGCACGAAGGUGCCAAAGGUGUUGUUGCUACUGCCAGUGUAGAUCUCUGGUCUCUUGGUUGCGUUAUCUACGAAUUGGAAACUCGUCACCAUGAACCCUUGUUCGCACAGACCAUUACAGAUGAUACCGUUCUUCACUUUGUGUCACAUCCAUCACCAUUGACGCCAGCACUAAGUAAUGGACUCCGAUGGAACGAGCAGGUUGAAUUGGACAUACCCGAUUUUGAACGACGUAUUGCCGAUCCCAACGCACAAAGCCUCAUAAAAGCAUUAUUGAGUCGUGAUCCUAUUAAACGAGGUAGUGCAAGUUACUGGAUGAAAACCCAUCCUUAUUUCUGUACAUAGAAAAAAACCAUUUUGUCCCUUUUAUACAUGUAAUAUCUGUAAAUUUCUACCUUCUCAUAUAUCCCUUCAUCACAUUUGUAUUAACCCACGAAGAAAAAUAACGGCGGUAUUGGUAUUUGCAAUAUAAGAAAGAAAAUUACAAAAAAGAAACGUAUAUGCUGAUGCUGAUGCAUACGCCCUGCAUGCUAUA
This is a messenger RNA of Zychaea mexicana, 3140 nucleotides long. RefSeq lists its product as uncharacterized. The coding region runs from base 110 to 2950 and encodes 946 amino acids. The transcript has 6 exons. NCBI's taxonomy places the organism in Eukaryota, Fungi, Mucoromycota, Mucoromycetes, Mucorales, Lichtheimiaceae. Gene Ontology annotation, molecular function: protein binding; protein serine/threonine kinase activity; ATP binding. Gene Ontology annotation, cellular component: cytoplasm. Gene Ontology annotation, biological process: peptidyl-serine phosphorylation; autophagy. The record is from RefSeq and is a predicted model, not a curated record.